CGGGGCUCCGGAGCGGUGUCGGGGGGGGGGGGCUCGGGGGGGGCCAUGCGGGCGGCGUGAACGGGGCCGGGCGCCAUGGCCGGGGCGGCGGGGAGCGGCGGGGAGCGGCUGCGGGCGGUGCGCACCGACAGCGGGGGGGGCCCCGGCGGGACCCCCGCUCCCCGCCGCCGGGGGCUGCUGGCGGCUCCGAGCCUCGGGGCCGCCCCCGCUGCUGCUUCUGCUGCCUCCCCCGCUGCUGCUUCUGCUGCUGCCGGUGCCCCCCACCCCGCCGGGCCCCCCCGGUGCCGGCGGAGGCUGCAGAAUUGCCUUUACAACGUGCUGGAGCGGCCCCGCGGGGGGGCUUUCGUGUACCACGCCUUUAUCUUCCUCCUCGUCUUCAGCUGCCUGGUGCUCUCCGUCUUCUCCACCAUCCAGGAGCACCAGAAGCUGGCCAACGAGUGCCUCUUCAUCCUGGAGUUUGUCAUGAUCGUGGUGUUCGGCAUGGAGUACAUCGUCCGCGUCUGGGCCGCCGGCUGCUGCUGCCGCUACCGGGGCUGGCGGGGGAGGCUCCGCUUUGCCCGGAAACCCUUCUGCGUGAUAGAUUUCAUCGUCUUCAUCGCCUCGGUGGCCGUCAUCGCGGCGGGCACGCAGGGCAACAUCUUCGCCACCUCAGCGCUGCGCAGCAUGCGCUUCCUGCAGAUCCUGCGCAUGGUGCGCAUGGACCGCCGUGGCGGCACCUGGAAGCUGCUGGGCUCCGUCGUCUACGCCCACAGCAAGGAGCUGAUCACCGCCUGGUACAUCGGCUUCCUGGUGCUCAUCUUCGCCUCCUUCCUCGUCUACCUGGCGGAGAAGGACGCCAACGCGCAGUUCGCCACCUACGCCGACUCCCUCUGGUGGGGCACGGGCCCCCCGUUGUCUGUCCCCGCGCAGGUGACCCUCACCACCAUCGGCUACGGGGACAAGACGCCGCAGACGUGGCUGGGGAGGAUGCUGGCGGCCGGCUUCGCCCUGCUGGGCAUCUCCUUCUUUGCUCUGCCCGCCGGGAUCCUGGGCUCCGGCUUUGCGCUCAAGGUGCAGGAGCAGCACCGGCAGAAGCACUUUGAGAAGAGGAGGACGCCUGCGGCCAACCUCAUCCAGGCUGCGUGGCGGCUCUACUCGACGGACGCCAGCCGCGCGUACCUGGCGGCCACCUGGUGCUACUACGACAGCCUCCUGCCCUCCUUCAGAGAGCUGCUCCUUAUGUUUGAGCACUUGCACCGAGCCCGCAACGGAGGAUUUAGGAAUUCAGAGGUGAGAAAAUGGCCUGACGGAGCCCCACCGCCGCCUUAUCACUCCUUCACCUCUGCCCAGAAAAGCGCCAUCCCCGCGACUUGCUCGGGGGAAAGCUGGCAGGAGGAGGACGCGCGGCCCCACAAGUGCUUGAGCCUCAGCACCAAGAUGGGCAUCAGGGACCGCAUCCGCCUGGGCCCCCCCGGCGGCCGGGGGCGACAGCACCUGGGGCCCCCCCUGCAGCGCUCCCCCAGCCCCGAGGACCCCCCCGAGGCCUCGAGCCCCAGCAAGGUGCACAAGAGCUGGAGCUUCAACGACCGCACGCGCUUCCGAGCCUCCCUGCGGCUCAAGCCGCGGCCCCCGGUUGAGGCCGACUGCCCCCCGGAGGACAGCGGCGAGGAGAAGAGCCCCCCCUGCGAGCUGGCCUUCGAGGACAUCCUGCCGGCGGUGAAGACCCUCAUCAGGGCUGUGCGGAUCCUGAAGUUCCUGGUGGCCAAGAGGAAAUUCAAGGAGACCCUGCGGCCCUACGACGUGAAGGAUGUCAUCGAGCAGUACUCAGCCGGGCACCUGGACAUGCUGGGCAGGAUCAAGAGCCUGCAGACGCGCGUGGACCAGAUCGUGGGCAGGGGGGGCCCCGCUGCGGACAAGAAGACGCGGGAGAAAGGGGAGAAAGCGGCGCCCGAGCCGGAGCUGGUGGAUGAGUUGAGCAUGAUGGGGCGCGUGGCCAAGGUGGAGAGGCAGGUGCAGUCGAUCGAGCACAAGCUGGACGUGCUGCUCGGCCUCUACUCGCAGUGCCUGCGCAAGGGCUGCACCAACUCCUUCAGCCUGGGGGCCGUGCGGGUGCCCCCCGGCGAGCCCGAAAGCACCUCCGACUACCACAGCCCCGUGGAGCACGAGGACAUCUCGGCCUCCGCCCAGACCCUCAGCAGCUCCCGCUCGGCCAGCGCCAACAUGGACUGAGGGCAGCGGGGACGGACCCCGACAGCCCACGGGGGGGGCGCAGGGUAGGGUAUAAGGGGUGCUGGAGCCCCCCCGGCAUCGCCCAGCCCCAUGGGGCCGUGUCCGGCACCGCGGUGCUUGGGAUUUACGGUGCGCAAGGGCGCACGGUGGGAGAAGGAUGGGGUGCAGGCAGGAUCUGACGGUGCUGCGGGGGGUAGGAGGAGCCCCCCAGGGGGGUGUGGAAGCCCCCAGAGCCAGGGCAAGUGUUCGUGCCCCCCCCCCCCCCAAGUAGGGUCCUGCCCCGGUGCCACCCGCUCGCCCCCAGGGCCACCAAAAGCUAUGCAAGGCUCCAGCCCCUCGCUGCGGUGUGGGGCAGGGGGGCAGGGGGCUGACCCUGACCCCCCCCCGUGCAUGCUCCCAGGGCAACACGUAGGUAGGAGAUCUCCAUAUUUAUAUUUAUUUAUAUUCUAUAUGCAAUAACGUCUGAAUAUGCAACGCCCCCCCCCGGGGACAGCAACCCCGGGGGGGCCAUGGUAGGCAAUAAGCAACCCCCCCCCCCCGACAGCGCACAGGGCUGGAUCCUGCUCCCCAAGGGGGGGUCCUGAGGACUCAGGGCUGGGUGGCAAACCUUUUUUUUUGGGGGGGGGGGGGGGGGUGUCCCUGUGUCAUUCCCCCCCCCACUUUGCACGCUGCUUGGUUUCCAGCCCCGCAGGGCUGGGGGUGACCGUGGUAGUGCCAAAAUUUGCAGAGCCGGGGCUGGUGCCCCCGGUGCUCCCCGUGGCGGGGAGGGGGGGCUUUUGGGACCUCAGGCUGUGGGAUUUCCACCCCCUCCCCAGCCCCCCCGGGAUGCUUCUGCUCCCAGUAAAAUGGGGGGGGGGGACACUGGGGUUGCCCCGAGCUUGCUCGUUAGCCUCAUUAGUGCAUGUGGCCAGCAAGGGCCGAGCUUGCAGCCCCCCCGUGCUGCUGCUGCUGCACCCCCCCUCUCCCUUUCCGCCCACCCAUGGGUGCCUGGUGGGCAGGGGGGGGCUGUGGGUGUCCCCUGGGGCGAGGGCGCAUGCGACAGCUUCGCCCCCAGCCACGCUCAGCAGCCACCCCAUGUAGGACCCCCCCCCCCCCCAGGAGCUGGCUGGUUCCCGCAGACCUCCCCAGCCGGCGGUAGUUACCUCACUUUAUUAACUUAUUA
Anas platyrhynchos (mallard) is the source of this 3370-nucleotide messenger RNA. It is a transcript of the gene KCNQ4, whose product is annotated as potassium voltage-gated channel subfamily Q member 4. Gene Ontology annotation, molecular function: voltage-gated potassium channel activity. Gene Ontology annotation, cellular component: membrane; voltage-gated potassium channel complex. Gene Ontology annotation, biological process: potassium ion transmembrane transport. Lineage: Eukaryota; Metazoa; Chordata; Aves; Anseriformes; Anatidae. The record is from RefSeq and is a predicted model, not a curated record.